Molecule: messenger RNA, 516 nt
Organism: Beta vulgaris subsp. vulgaris (sugar beet)
Lineage: Eukaryota; Viridiplantae; Streptophyta; Magnoliopsida; Caryophyllales; Amaranthaceae
Exons: 3
Coding region: 1-516 (171 amino acids)
Biological process (GO): proteolysis
Molecular function (GO): aspartic-type endopeptidase activity
Source: RefSeq, a predicted model, not a curated record
AUGCGAACAGAAGAAGCAGAAGCCGAUGAUACCGUCAUAAUUGGUACUUUUCCUGUCAAUUCUAUACCUGCUUAUGUUCUUUUUGACUCUGGAGCUUCACAUUCAUUUGUCUUCGCAUCAUUUGCUAAAAGUUUAAAAGUUAGACCAUGUUCUCAAUUCUCUGCUAUGUCUGUUGCUCUUCCAAACGGUAUGAAUUGGUUAUCCAAACACAAAGCCGACAUAAAUUAUCUUAACCAUGAAAUAACCCUUAGUAAACCAGACGGAAGUAAGGGAUACCUUUGCAACAUGGUAGACCUAACGACCCCUGAACCUUCUUUGUCUGAAAUUCCCAUAGCUUGCGAAUAUCCUAACGUAUUCCUAGAAGAGGUAGUCGGCAUUCCCCCACAAAGAGAAAUAGAUUUUAGCAUUGCCUUGAUUCCAGGAUCCGCUCCCAUAUCCAAGGCACCUUACAGAAUGGCACCAGCUGAGUUGCAAGAAUUAAAGAAGCAACUAAAUGAAUUACUUGAGAAAGGGUAG